Messenger RNA from Vitis vinifera (wine grape), 2769 nucleotides. Its product is annotated as putative calcium-transporting ATPase 13, plasma membrane-type. Gene Ontology annotation, cellular component: membrane; intracellular membrane-bounded organelle. Bases 1 to 2628 code for a protein of 875 amino acids. Gene Ontology annotation, biological process: calcium ion transmembrane transport. The record is from RefSeq and is a predicted model, not a curated record. The transcript is spliced from 2 exons. Gene Ontology annotation, molecular function: ATP binding; P-type calcium transporter activity. NCBI's taxonomy places the organism in Eukaryota, Viridiplantae, Streptophyta, Magnoliopsida, Vitales, Vitaceae.
AUGCGCAGGAUCUUCGAUCGCUUAGCCAGCGGAAUCUCACAAACAGAGCCAGCUACAAAAACCUUCUUUCAGUGCCUCUUAAAGGCUUGCAACAGCUACAUGAUUGUCCUCCUUUUGGUGUCCAUGGUGUUGUCACUCUGGUAUUGGAUCAAAACGGAAGGCCUAGAGACUGGUUGGUAUGAAGGGUUCAUUAUUCUUGUUGCCAUCAUCAUACUUGUUGUGUGUCAUUCAAUUCGUGAUUUCUGGCAUGAAGGCCAACACAAGUUGUCAGAAAAAGAGCUCUUAAAAAUGACUGAAACAGUGGUCCAAGUUUUCAGAGGGGGAUGCCAGCAGGAGCUUUCCAUCUCUGACAUAGUGAUGGGUGACAUAGUAGUUUUGAAAAGGGGAUAUCAGGUUCCUGCUGAUGGUUUGUAUGUAUCAGGUGAAGUCUUAGAACUGGAUGAUCAUUCAGAGUCCAUCAUUAAUGGCCAAAACCCAUUUAUGUUGUAUGGAGCAAAAGUGAUUCGCGGGAAUGGUCGAAUGCUAGUCACAUCAGCUGGCAUGAACACAGAGUGGGGUAAGAUGAUGAGUAAAGUAAUCCAAGCUCCUAAGAAGACACCUUUACAAGCUCAGCUCGACAAGCUGAACACUAGGACAGAAAUCAUUGGGCUUCUCACCAGUCUUCUCAUUCUUGUAGAGCUGCUCCUGCGCCUUCAACUUGAAAAGGAAGAUGAUAGUCCAGGGUUCCCAUCUAUGAAGGGAAAACCAUCCACAGCCAAGGACUUGAUGGAUGCGGUCAAGAGGAUUGUUUUGCAACCAACUAGGAAGAUAAGUAUCUUCACAACUUCACUCCAUAUGUUGCUAGUGGGAAUAACAGAAGGAUAUCCUUUUAUUAUUACCCUUUCACUCAGAUAUUGGAAUAAGAAAACACUAUCCGGAAAAGCCUUUGCGCCAGAAUUAUUGGCUCGUGCAACCAUGGGAUCAGUAACCACCAUCUGCACUGACAAAAUUGGUGGGCUAACAUUGAGCCCAAUACAAGUGAAAAUGUGCAGGAUUGGUGAAGAAGACAUCAACGGCGACUCUGUCAUAGACCCAGAUGUAGUUGAUGCUCUGUGUGAUGGUAUCUACACACCAGUUCUGGACCCAAAGAAUGCUUACAGCUCAGAAGAGGAAGGGGUCCUUUCAUGGGCUGCAUUGAAGUUAGGCAUGAGACAAGAAAUUUUAAAGCAGAGUUGCACCCUUGUUGAAACCAAAGAACUGAACUCCAAUGAGGAAAGAAGUCUAGUGUUAAUGAGGAAGAACAGAGAGAAUGAAACAGUUACAUGUUUGCACUGGAAAGGACCAGCAACAACUAUACUGGCCCGGUGUUCAUUCUACUAUGACAGUAAAGGGAGGAUAAAUGACAUGGGAAGAGAGAAAAGGAUGGAUUUUGAAAAAUUUAUUGAGCAGAUGCAGUCCAAACAUCUCAAAACCAUUGCAUUUGCCUAUAAGAAAAUUAAUGAAUCAAGUGAAGAAAACAGCUUUAUCUUGAUAGGACUAUUGGGUCUGAGGGACACAGAUUGGACAGAGACAAAAAAAGCUGUGGAAGCUUGUAGAAAUGCUGGGGUUAACAUCAAGAUGGUCUCAAGUGGCAAUAUUUCAGAGCUGCUAGACAUAGCAAUUCAGUGUGGUAUGUUUGACCCCAAUUCUCUGGUUCUUGAUGGUAAUGAAUUUCAGAACUACACCGAUAAAGAGAGGAUGGAUAGGGUAGAUCGAAUCUCCAUCAUGGGAAACGCCCGUCCCUCUGACAAGAGUCUUUUAGUGGAGUGUUUGAAGCAAAAGGGCCACACGGUAGCUGUCAUUGGAGCCAGGAGAGAUGAGGCUCCGGCCAUAAAACAUUCUGAUGUAGGGGUGACAAUGGGGACUUGGAGCACCAAAAUGGCCAAAGGGAAUUCUGAUAUCGUCAUCUUGGAUGGCAAUUUUAGUGUCCUGGAGACCAUCAUGAGGCACGGAAGGUGUGCAUAUGAAAACGUCCAGAAGUACAUCCAGCAUGAGCUCACCAUGGUCAUCGCAGCGUUACUGAUAACCUCCAUCAGCACGGGCCUUUUGGGGGAUGCCCCAGUGACUGCAAUUCAACUCGCCUUCGGGAGUGUGAUUGUGGGCAUCCCGGGGGGAUUGGCUCUGUUGACAGAGCCACCAGCGGAGAAACUAAUAGGCAAGCAACCAGUAGGACAAGGUGGAAAGCUGAUAACCUGGGCCAUGUGGAGAAACAUAAUCACUCAAGCCUCAUACCAGGUUGCCAUUUUAGUGACAAUCCAAUUCAAGGGGAAGGCCAUCCUAGGCAUCAGACCCAAGGUCAAUAAAUCCUUGGUGUUCAACAGUUUUGUUAUCUGCCAGGUGUUCAAUCUAUUCAAUUGCAGAAAGCUGGAGAAGAAGAACAUGUUCCAGGGCAUCAAGAAGAACCUCUGGUUUUGGGUGGCUGUGGUAGUUAUUAUGGGGUUGCAGGCAGCCUUCAUUGAGAUAGAGCAUUGGGUUGGGGGCAGUGCGAGGCUGAAUUGUGCACAAUGGGGCACAUGCCUCCUCAUUGGAAUGGUUUCAUGGGUCAUAGAUUGUAUCGGGAAAUUCGCUUCUGAUCUCAUCACACUUUGUAUUGGAUCCAUUUCACGCUAAACAUGGGCGUGAGAGAGAGUCUUCACAGAGCCUCCCGAGACACAACCAAGAACGAUUGUUGAAGAAAAAGAAGGUCAAGUGCAGAUGUACAGAGGAAGUCAAGCUUUUCGACUCCUUUAUAUUCCACGCGUGGAAUCAUAC